AGCAAUUUGCGUUGCUCUGAUUUCACAUUUGUACAUUUGUAAGGAUCGUUUUCUUAAGAAUGUUUUGGAAAAUGUUAUUCCAUAGAAGAAAAGUUAUUUUCGUUUGGAAGAUGUUUACUGUCUUUUUUAUUUUUGCGUUCGUAACAACGCACGCACUGGAGGAAAUACCUUCCUACAUUCAUGUAUGUGGCCUCAAAGAUCCUAACUAUGAUCAAUGCGUUAUGGAGAAUAUGAACAAUGUGAAGGAUAAAAUUUGUAAAGGGUUUUCGGAAUUUAAUGUUCCUCCGAGCGAACCAUUAAAUAUUAAGAAAAUAAUUAUCUAUGAUACAAAUGAGCUUAAACUUUACAUCAAAGAUGUAGCAAUAACGAAUUUUUGUGAUUACGUCGUAAACUCGGUCAACACCGAUUCUGACCGACUCCAUUUUAGUUUUGAUGUCACAUUCAAGAAUUUUAUCAUAGACGCUUUGUAUAACUUUGACUUACACGUCCUGGUGUCCCUUGCUCACGAGGGACCAGUUCACAUUCAGGCUAACUCGUCAAUGAAAAUAGACUUAGACGCAAAAGUAGCAACGAAGAACGGUAAAAAGGAGAUAUAUGCUGCGAAAAUAAAAUCGAACCUCUAUGCCUUAAAUUUUGAAUAUACGUUUCCUGAAACUGGAGAGGAAUUAGUUCAAUUGCAUCAAGCUAUUAGAAAUGCCGUAGACGGCAAUAAAAAAGAUGUUCGUAUCGCUAUUAAGCCAAUAAUUGAAAACAGUAUUUCCCAAGUAAUCAUGACAAUUUUUAACGGCAUCACCCGUUCUAAUUAUCAAAAACUGUUCCCUGAAUAAACAUAAAUAUUCUGAUUUUUUAAGAUUAAAUAUUGCACAAUUGCUUCUUAUAUGUUGCUAUCGAACAAAAGAAUAAUUAAAAUAAAUUUUGUCACAAAUUCUAAAAAUCAGCGCUUUGAAAUUUAUUUUAGUUUAAGGGGUUAUGCCUAGUCAGAAGGACGAAAAAAUAUGAAUUUUAAUAAAAAUUUUUUGAAAAAUAUGCAUAUUUAUGUAUAAAAGUAUUUUUAUUUAUAUGAUUAAUGUUUAACGAAGACUUUGUAAUUUUUUGAAAACUAUUAAUUAGUAAUAAAGUUGCAGCCGAUAUCCGGAAUGCCUUUUUA
This is a messenger RNA of Solenopsis invicta (red fire ant), 1147 nucleotides long. RefSeq lists its product as uncharacterized. NCBI's taxonomy places the organism in Eukaryota, Metazoa, Arthropoda, Insecta, Hymenoptera, Formicidae. The record is from RefSeq and is a predicted model, not a curated record. The transcript has 3 exons. Bases 60 to 827 code for a protein of 255 amino acids.